CCGGAUCACGGGGGAAGGUUGCAACUAUUGAACAGAUUUCUCGGUACGUUUCCUUUGUUUUCCAUUGAAUAUGGCUGCCAUAUUUAGUUUAGAUGUAUGUUUUCGAAUGUACGAUGCGAGUUGGCGCAAUUGCCGUGCGUGCUCGUAGCCGAAAAACGCGAAAACAGUGCCCGCGAAUGCCGAAAAGUGUUUAGUUGUGUUAUGGACCAGUUAAAUUCCAGUGGCGCAUUGAGUUCGAAUAGAAAAUGCUUAUGUUUACAUCGGUGAUAGAGAACGUUCGAUUCCGUUUUUGUUAGUUAAAAAGAAAACGAGUUUGACCUGGAGGGUUGUGAAGUUGACCACGGCCACCAGCAGCAAGCGCCGAAUAAACACGAAUUUUGCCCGAAUUGUUCGUAACAAUGUCGACUGCAAUGCAGCGCGCAGAUCUGCCGAUAUGAGCGUUUGUUUGGAAAGCAGUAGCAACACAGUCGUGCUGCCGGCGCCGGUGGUUGGUAAAAUAACGCCGGAAUCCAAUAAGAAUGAGGAUGGAGCGACAAAUACGAACAGCACCUCCACCACCGCCGUUGUCAAGCCGGUCGCUGGUAGCGUGCCGACGAAGGCGGGCAUCCACAAUGUGGACCUGCAGGCGAAGGUCAACUCUAAUACAUCGGUAAUCACCGUGGUGAAUACACCGAUUACUGUAGUCAAGAGUAUCGGCGGUGCGGCCGUUGGUGGCACCCCAUUUUCAAUAAACCCCGCCGCUUCGAAUCCAUCCACAAUUACUCUAGUGAGUACAACGCCGGUGGCAAAAGGUGACAUCACCAAUAAUGGCGGUCUGCCUGUUGCCCCUGUCAAUGAUAAACAACAAUCUGGCAUUCAUAAUGUCUUCGUUAAAAAGAGCGCACCAGCCGAGGGCGGCGGUAUUUCCGUGCCGGACAUGCCACAGUCUCAUAAAUUGCUGACGGCGAACCCGUUUCCACCUACAAACAUCUUACAGAAAAUGUCGCCUACUAUCGCCAAGACGCAAAAUGGUCAACGUGGUGGGAAAUUAAAAAUUCUUGGUCACCAUAUUGUGCAGUCGGAGAAACAAUUACCACCUUCCCAUCCUUCUACCACCGCUAAUCCAGGCCCUAGCCAUGUGAUACUGAAUAAGAACCAGCGCUUCUUUCAGCAAAAAAUUGUGGGCAAUGGUGCUACCAAGUACCUGACCAAACCUUUGCCUGAUUCAACGGGCGCGGCUAAGCGCAUUUUGUUCCAUGGUAAGUCUGCGACGGCGGGCACGACUGGUGGACUUGAAAUUAAACCAGUUCCGCAACCAGCGAGCGUACAACAGCAAAGGUCGGGAAUUAAAACGAUACCACCGCAGCGACCUGGUCCCAAUAAACCCAACUAUAUAGGUAAACAUGCCGUGCAGGCGCAGAAAAUAAAACCGAAGCUCAAGCCCAAGGUGCCCGCUCAACCGCACACGAGCGCUACCCCUGUGGUGGUCAAGUCGCCAGUUCGUCCAGCGCCCGAUCAGAGCGCGCAGACCAUUUUUAAUCAGGCACUCACUGCGCAAAUACUCGAAACGCUCUCGGACAAGGAUUGCGCUAAACCGCAUCCCAGUAAUUCGUACGGUAUGAAGUAUGAACCGAGUUUGCCUAAACCGGACCCGCCGGCUGUGUUACCAAUGCAAUUGGAAACACAAGAAGCAAAGCGUCGACAAUUGAGUACGUUGGAUACGCUCAGCUUUGUAUGUCAUGCGGUGUUACUGGAUCAUAAUUACAACGCCACUUUGCCAUCUGAACCGCCGCCUAAACCGGUGGUGCCGGUGCCUACCACACCGCCCAUCAAUGGAGCACAGCAUCAACAUCAGCACCCACAUCCGCAUCCGCACCCUCAUCAACAGUUCUCUCCCAUCCCGAACUAUCCGUCAAAUAUGCCGAUUGUGAAGCGCAAUCGGACAACAUCACAAAGUACGCCGGUGCUGUUGCAGCAUCCGCACGAGGACGACGCUGCGUCCGAUAUCAGCGAGCACAAGGAGGAGAGUGAAGGUGAAGAGACUGAUACGGCGCCAGAGGCCGAGGCUGUCGCCAACGAGGGCAACGACCGAUACGGUGAUUACGUUACGCGUUGUAUCUGCGGUUUUAUCCACGAUGACGGCUUUAUGAUCGAAUGUGAUAAAUGUAAAGUAUGGCAGCAUGUGCGCUGCGUGGUGAAGACGAAGAAGGUACCGGACGAUUACUCGUGCGAGGAGUGUGACCAACGGCCUGUGGAUAGGCAGAAAGCGCGAUCAUUGCAACAGCAGUGGAUGCGCGAAAUUCAAGAGCGCGACGCUAAGUUGCGAAAGGAACAGAUGGCGAUGUCUGAUUCGGAUUCAUCAGAUAAUGAAACUCAGAAUAAAAAUCGACGGAAGGAGCCACCGCGACGACAGCGGCGCGAUUCGCUCAACAAUCGAGCGCGACCUGGUAAGCGGAAGGAGCGCAAAAUACCUAAUAAACGCGCCGCCAAAGCAAAACCACCGGCGAAGAGCGAUGACGAAAAAGUACCGCAGAUUCGGCAGUGGAUCGAAAACUAUGAGGAGGCCAUGACGAACCAUUACUCGCCGGACUUGCGCUCACGGAUAUCCAGUGCGCGGCUUAACGGCGCGCAUUCGGAAAUACCUGGCGGCGUGGAUUUGGCUGUGAACAAGUGUAGGGUGCAAGCGAAUCCGGCCGCCACUGUACGAUUCCUUGUGGCGUCGGUAUCGCUUCCGAUGGGUACGCCGGUGAUUGAGCUGCGCGGAAAGUACAUGCUCUCUACGCAACAUCGAUCCACCACACGACAGCAGCGACCCGGGCCGUUCCUCUUCUUCCAUACGCUGAUCAAAGACACUGAGGUGUGCGUAGAUACGCGCACCUAUGGAAACUGCGCGCGGUUUGUGCGACGCAGUUGCACGCCUAAUGCCAAGUUGCAACAUGUCUUUGAAAAGGGUAUUCUGCAUCUAUUUAUUGUGACCACAAAGAGCGUGGAAAAGGGAUCCGAGCUCACGAUUCGCCAUGAAAGCCAUGAUCUAGCCGCGGCACAACUUACAGAAGUUCCGUGCGCUUGCGUUAACCCAGAGUAUUGUGCUCUUAUCAAAGGCUAUCGUAGGCACAACGGUGAUCUUCAAACGCCACCACCACAAGAGACCAAGAAACGGAGGGGUCGCCACAGUCGAGAUCCUCCGACGUCUCCCCCAAUUCAACCUCCUGCUCCAACAACGCCAACAAUUACAGAUCCACCUGUACCGGCAGAGCCUGAACCCGAAGUGAAUGAAGAAAAUGCAAAUCCUGAAGUUGACGAAACCAGAAAGGAUGACGCUGAAGAAGUUCCUCCGGUGCCUGAGCCGGAAGAAGAAAGAGAAGAAGUUGCGGAACCCGAGAAAGAGAUUACUGAGGAACCGGCGGCAGUUGAACCUCCUCCUGUAAUAAAUGAGGAAAAUAAUGAAGACAGGGAGGAGGAGGAAACUCCAGCUCCCAAAGAAACGCAGCCGCCACGGCAACCUCGUCACAUUUCCACGCGGAGGGCUUCCAGGCAAUCGCAGGAACAGCCUGAAACUGGAGCUGCGAAUCAUCCUAAUGAUAAAAAGCCGAUGUCUCGCGAGGAGCGAAAAAUGGCGGCUAUUGUAAAGGCCAUAGAGCGACUAGAAAAACAAGAGUUGCGCCGUCAGGAGCACCAAGCGAAACAGGCAAAUCGAAGAGAACCCGAUUCUGCAAAGGAAGACGGACCUAAGACGAAACGAAGAAAGCGCAAAGGUCGUGCGCGAACUACCAGCACCAGUACGCGGCGCAACCGGUUGGACUCUGCUGACUCUGUGCACAGUUCUGAUGAUACAUUGCUGUCACCACCCUCGGAAGCAGCGUCCCCAUCGAAAGCAGCCGGAAUGUUGCUUGCACUCGCAAAUGGAGAGUGUCGGAAAUCGCCGGAUCGCCAGGAUUCAAAUUCGAAUUCUGCGCAAUCUUCACCUGAAACGCCAUUGUCAGCGGCUUGUCUCAUGGUGGCGGCAGCAGUUGAGCCACUGGAACCUGGCUUUAAAUUUCCUAAAACGAAAAUACUCAUGAACGAGUGGCUGAAUAAAUCAGACGUAGUCCAACCAGCCAGUGCAAUAUCGCCGUCGUCACUCACGCCCAACAUGGACGCUAAUACUAUAUUUGCGUCUGCCACUGCUUCACCAGCAAAAUGUCUCACCGCAUUGGCACAGGCGGCAACUUUCUGUGACCAGCAGCGGUCUGGCAGCGCAAAGAAACGCUGGUUGCGGCAGGCAAUCAGUGAGGAUCAAUGCGAUAGUCCACCGCAAGCGGAUGCUGUAGCGCCACCCAAGAAGCGUAAACUUCCAAGAGAAUCGCUUUCGUGCGAGUCUUCACCACCUACAACACCAACAACAAACGCACCCUCACAGGUGGAGAUAGUUACGCAUCAAGACGAGGACGGUACGCCGCCAAUAGAAUCUGACGCAUCAUUAAGUGAACUAGUAUCAGAUAUGCGGCAGGAGUAUGGAAGUUGCAUUCAGUUGGCGCCAAUGGAACCCCCCGCUCGGGAGGCUACUGAAUCCCCGCCACCUGUAGUUGAGGAAACUGUAAUGGAGACGCGGGUUGUUUCGCUGGUGACCACGCCAUCAGUUGACACCACUUCGGUGACAUCGACGGUAUCAUUAAAUCCCAUCGUAACUGCCGCAACGACUACACCCAGUCGAGCGAUUAUGGAUCCUCGUUUAGCGCCGAGGAUAAGUACCAGUGAACUAGUUGGAAAAGUUGAGAAGACCUUAAGUUUUCUAGGCUAUGAAGAUAAGAAACAGUCGGAAGCAAUAACUCCAACCAAACGAAAGUUGUCAAUCACCGAGUAUCGACAACGAAAGCAGCUCAACAAUAACGAACAGUGUGCGUUGCUCGCAGACGACGCGGCGUCCAUAACAGAGGAAAGCAAUUCGUCGCAAUCUCCGAAGCAGCGGACGCGAUCAAACAGCGUUAGCAGCGCUACAUCGUCGUCCACAUCGGAGGACGAACAAACCAAUUCUUUAAGUCAAUCAGCACCCGUAAAUGUUAAAGCGCUAUCAGCAUUCAAUUCGGAACCAACCGAACUGGAGAGGCAACGGGAGAGCAAUUUAAUGCGAUUUAAACUUGCUCUCCGAAUGCCUCUUUCUGAUCAACCAAAAAAUAUUGUGUUAGAUGUUGACACGAUUUUAAAGAAUGAAAUCCCAACACCGACGAAGACAUCGUUAUCGUUGGCAUCGCCAAACUUUCCGAUUCCAGGUCGGGACGAGUCUAUGAACUCGAAUGCAUCACUGGAGAAGGUGCUGUCAAUGGAGGAGACGAGCAAUUCGUUGCCUCCGCGGUUAGAGCCCGAAAUUGACUUCACCGACGAGAAAACCACGAAAAUGACGAAGAACAUCGCCGCCAGUAUGGACGAAGAGACGCAGGACGGUGGUCAAGAUCAACUUCUUGAAGAACGAAAGGUGUUAUUUUACACGCCUGACGACGAGGAAGCUGCUGAAGGCUCCACGUAUGUGCCGCCUUUCAACAAUCCGCUUUAUCCGAAUACAAGCUACACCUAUGGAUCUGUAAUCGAUGACGAUGCGCCUUACGAAGGUCGAAAUCCAUCGCCGCCACCGAAUUUGCGGGCGAAUCCGUCGUAAAACCCAGUGAGACUCGAUUCGAGUUGAAUGAAAGAAAGCUUUAAGUUGCCUAGCAACGAACAUUUCGAACGCGCGUUGCAAAGCACAACACAAAAAUCCCACUCCACCCACAUAAAUUAUUUGAUCCCAGUGGUUUUUUUUUGUAAUUAGCGACGGCAAGCGAUGCGAGUAUAUUAAAGUACAAAAAUACACAUGAUACGGAAAAAUUACACAACGGUCGAUCUCGAGUUUUACAGUUAAUAUAUAACACGCUAAUUUACAAGUAACAGACAUGCAGAAGUGCAGUAAUGUAUUAGUUUUGUUGAUUUUUCUUUUUCAAGCAUAAGACUAUUUUUAUGUUUAUUAUAUUAUAAUUGAUAAUGAUAUUUGUAAAUGUGGUAUUUUUAGUUUUUGCAUAUACAUGUAUAAAUAGUACAUCUUAAAACACAUAUAUUUUCUAGAGAAACACAACUUUUAUGCACACGCUGAUACGACACGAUCAGAACAAAUGUAUAGACGAAAGCGUUGCUGUUACAAUUAAUUGUCAGAAUUGUUAAUCUGGAGUGUUUUCAUUUGUGAAUAAUGUGAGUGACGCCGACCGAACAUUUCGACGGAAACCAAUUGUUAAUACAUAUGAUAAAAUAUAGAUCGAAUUUUGAUUCAGAACACUAGAUUAAAUAACCGUUUGGGUAGUAGUCUCUAAUAGCGUAGGUAGAUUUUUUUACAAGGCAGAUAUGCAUUGAGUGAAAUUUCUAGAAAUUGACAUAGUGUCGAACGGUAAAAGCGCAUUUUGUAUUGUUUUCGAGUAUUCCUAGAGUCUGUUUAAUUUUUGUUUAUACUGCAUAAGAAAACAUUCACCAAUGCUUAAUUGCGAUGACGAGAGUACACAAGUUGAUUCUUUAAGUAAACAUUAAAACAAAUGGUACAAAAUUAUUAAAUGAAACAUGCAUCACACUUCUAAUCCAACUUGCAUUUUAUAUUUGCGAAAACGCGUGUAAAAACUUAGGCAAUUCUUAAAGAAUCAAAUGUCUCAAAUAUCUGUAUAUUUUCGUAUUGCUCGAAGCGCAAAUGAAUUGCGAGCGUCGAGUUGUAAAUUUUAUAUAAAUCGAAAAAUCAAAUAUGGUGUGGAGAAUGAUGGGGUGUGAAGAUGUGCGACCAUCAGAAUCGAUGAAUUUAGCGACGGAGAAUCAUUUUGUAAAUUUUCACAUGUGCAAUUCAAAUGAUUGCGCCCUAUGCAUAUACAUACUGAUUAAUUAUGCUCAUGUUGAAUAAUGCGACGCAUAUAAACUAAUAGUUUUCAUGAAUACUUAUUAAUCAAUUUAGAAUGUGACAAAGCAAUUGUUAAUUGAAGUUUAAUUGAACGCUAAAUUGAUUAAUUCACAGAUGUAAUAUAUAUUAAACAAUUAAGACUCGAUGAUAGUGUGUGUAGUUGUUACUUUAUGACUAAUAUUCUUCUUGCAAAGUAACAUCGACAAUUACAUACUUGAAAACUUAUUAAUUCUUUUGUAAGCUUUUGUAAAUAGUGUAUUCAUUAAUUUUUAAUUCAUGAUUGAAUAGUAAUUGUUAUAAGUGACAGCUGUAAGCGAAAUUUUAUAACGACAUACAACCAGGAAUCGAAACUCAAUAGUAAAUUUAAAUAGUAAUCAAUAGGACAGCUGAUUGGUGCUCGUCGUGUUUCGGAAGCAGUUUCAUUUCAUUUACAUUUUUCAUCUUUAUUUAAAUGCAUGAUUAGAGUUAACAUUUCGAAGAACAGAAAGAUUGUUUUCUGUUGCACUGCGCAACGUCAAUUUACAAUAUGUUUGUGUAAGGAAUAGAUCACUAUUGAUAAUUCAAUUUAAAUUCAGACUAUAACAAUAGGCGUAGAUUGUAAAACCGCAAACAAACGAAUGAUAACUUAAUGAUGAUACACGGAACGGUAGAGUGAUUAAAAGUUGCUCGAAUUUAUUUAAUUUUUAUGUUAUUUUUGUCACAAUAUACUUGUACAAUUAAUUUGGGUUUGCCAAUUUGCCUAGGACCGAUUUCAAUCGAUUUUGUUUGGUUUUUACUGAUAUUUCGAAAUUUCAUAUUUCUUGGCCAAUACAACAAUUGCCAUCAGUGACGAGUAUGUUUGGUGAAACGGUUUGUUCCGAAUGUUUUUCAUAUUGUUUUCUUUUCCAUUAUGUUAUCCUAAAUUAAGGCGUUGUAUAAAUGUACAAAUUUUCUUAAAAAUAUUAGGAAAUGUUUGAAAAAACAAAGGAUUCUUUUGCGAUAUUUGAACAAAUUGGAAAAUGAAAGUCAGAUACUCAAGGAAGGCGAUUAUUAGUAAGGUGUAAUGAGUAUAAUGCCUUUCACUACAUCAGGCAGAACAGAUUGAAGAGCGAUCAGUAUUAAUUACAAAUUUAAGAAGUGUUUAACUAUGAUUUUGUUUUAGAUUAAUGAUACAAUAAGUUCAAAAUGAUGUUUUGUGAGAAGACGCCUUUUAUUGAUAAGCCAGCGUUCUGUGAAAAGAAAAAAACAUGAAUUGGUAAUUCGGCACUGCGAUAUUACUUUUUUUUUUUACUUUUGCAUUAUUUUUAAUUAAAAUUAGAUUGCAUCGCUAGCAGGUGAUAAUGAUGUUUCGAAACCGUGAACACUUGAUGAGAAAUCCGUAUCGGCGAGUCGCGUCAGAAUUCAUAAAUAAAUUCAACUUUUCAACGAUUUAAUUAAUAUGAUUGAAUAUUAAGGAUAAUGAAUAUAAAACUAUUUUAAUAUAUUAUAUAUUAUUACAUACAUAUAAAUAUUAUAAAUACAACAUAGUAUAAUAUAUUAUUAUAAAUAUUAUAAAUAUUGGCUGUACAUAAAUAUUAAAGAAACAAUUUGAUGUUAUAAUUAAUUAAUACAAAAUGAAUGAAUACAAAAAUAAA
This is a messenger RNA of Dalotia coriaria, 8472 nucleotides long. RefSeq names its product SET domain-containing protein upSET. The record is from RefSeq and is a predicted model, not a curated record. NCBI's taxonomy places the organism in Eukaryota, Metazoa, Arthropoda, Insecta, Coleoptera, Staphylinidae. Gene Ontology annotation, cellular component: Rpd3L-Expanded complex; Set3 complex. Gene Ontology annotation, biological process: regulation of DNA-templated transcription.